This is a messenger RNA of Cladocopium goreaui, 1275 nucleotides long. The record is from the annotation of a GenBank genome assembly. Lineage: Eukaryota; Dinophyceae; Suessiales; Symbiodiniaceae.
AUGUGUACAGUCUACACAUUUCUACACCAUGUGAUUACCAUGUUUCACUUUUCCGAUGAGGUGGAGGUCGACGAGGAAGGAGUCAGUGGCAAAGGCUGUGCAGCAGCCAAAUCUGGGACUGCAGCACCCUUAGGUGUGGAAUCCAAAGGCACAGUGGGCGAGACCAAGAGCAUGAGUUCAAGGUUCUUCGAUUGCCAAGGUGCCUUGCCAGUCCAGAAACGAGUGACAUCAACGAUGCAGUGUGGGCACUGCUCUGCUCCGGAUAAUGGGGUUGAGAACUUUGAGACCGAACUCAGCUUUCCAAGCUCUGACAAGGGUGUUGGCACCACUGUGGCGCAGAGGAACGUGCAGACUGCAAAGUCGGUCAUUUGCGAAGUCUACAGAGACUUGGAACGACGGUGUCACGAGGAGCGACGACAAUACGAAGAAUCUGGCACACAGCCAUCGCAACAAAAACUCAACUUUUGGUCCACGUACACAAAUAAGGCCCGUCUGCAGCACUUCACUAGCGAGUCUGUGGCAUUUGUGCAGAAGAACCCUGAGUGCAGGACUGCACUGCUCACUGGGAAGCAGCUGCGAUUCCUGGUUCUCUUGCAGCACUUGGUCUCGGAGGACAGCCUGGACGUGACUCGUCCAGAACGACUGCGCAAGCAUCAGGACGUGUUCGAAGGCGUUUUGACGGAUAGCAUCAGCUCUCAGUUGGUGGAGGAUGCCCAUCGCUGUGAAUUUUCAAUUGAAGGCCGAUCCUUCAGUUUGCAGGACGUGCUCCAACUGGAAGGGCAGCAGGAAGAAAGGAAAAAACGUAUUGCGCAGUUCCAAAGUGAGCUGGUGCACGCGUUGGAGACCUACCUCCUUAGUUUUUGUGCCCGGAAAGGGCUCUCGCCUGGGGGCAGCAAGCGGCUCAUGCAGGCUGUCACCACCCAGAUGUCUCAGGCGGGUUUGGCCAACAUUGACAGAGGUUCUGAAGCCUCCAGGUACUUUGUUGGGUCCCAAGGGCUGGACCAGCGGAUCGCUUACAAUUUGUCAACGAUGUAUGUUCAUGAUCAAGAAGCACUGAAGCUAUCUAUUGUUUGCAUGAGAACGGGUUUCACCCAGUACCUGGACAAAGACGAGCUUUUGCAUUUGGCAGGUGUUCAGUACCCAAGGCGUUGCAAGCCGGAUUCGUAUUUGUACCAGUAUGCAACUCUUUGCUUCACGAUUGGCCUGAUUCCAAGUUGGUUCCAAGCGAAACCAUGCAGUAUUUGGACGCGUCAACCCAUGGGACGCAUUGGAUGA